AUGAAAGCACUUAUUAUUAUUUGUUUUUUUUUUGUAGUUUGCAAGCCUGCUGCCGCUUUGACGCACAAUGUUCGCAGCGCAGCAGCGCUUUCCCCGUUCGCCUUCGCUCCCCCGCAGCCCGAGCCGCCCCCGCAGCCGCCGCAGCCGCCGCAGCCGUACGAACGGCCCGCAGCCGCGGCUGCAGAAAAAGCCGCAAUUCAAAAAGAGCUGCUGCAGCAGGUCGAAGAGGCUCGGGGAGAAGUAGAGGAGGCGCUGGGAGGCCAGCCCGCGGCUGCGCAGCCGGAGCAGGAAAAAGAAGAAAAGGCGCGAUCCAAGGGGAACUUCCUCACGAAAAUCAUCGAAGAAGCCUCCAAAAUAUUCGCCGUGUUGAAUAUUUGGUAUAAAUUCGAAAAGCAGAUGCCCGCGCCGCCCGAGACCACCGCCGCCGCCGGCGUGACCACUGGUCCUCCCGCCCUUUCGGAGUCCGCGGCGUUUCAAAAAGAAGUUCUUCAAGACCUUCAAAAAAACUCGGAAAGCCUCCCCCUCUCGACGCAAGACAUCCGGGAGUUUGAGAAGGCCGCGUCCCGCGGCAGCGAGUGCAUGCAGGACUUCUCGGUGUUGUGUCCGCUGGACUUCGAGCAGCAGGGGCCGAGCUGCGUGGCAACAGCAGCAUACAAAGGGCCCUGUGGGGCGCAGCAGCCGGAGCUGCAGCAGCUCAGCAGCAGCUCCAAAGCAGCCUGGGCUGCUGCAUGCAAAGCCCGCUACCCCUGCAGGCCGCUGCAGUGUCCUGGGGGUGCGGACUACUCGGAGGCUUGCCCGUUGGGUUGGCGGCAGCGUGCUGCGGACGGCCGCUGCGAGCCUGCUGCUGCUGCAGCAGCAGCAGCAGCAGCAGCAGCAGCAGCAGCAGCCUGCGGCGAGGAGCUGCUGCGCGGCGACGCAGACCCCACGGCCAAGGCCCGCUGGGAAACCCUCUGUGGGGUCCAGUGGCCCUGCAAGCAGCAAAGCUGCCCCACAGACUUCAGCAGCAACUGCCCCAAGGGCUGGGCCGAGGGGCCCCCCGGCUCUGCGCGCUGCAGGGGCCCCCCGGGCUACGGGGGCCCCUGCCCUUUGCUGCUGGACUUGUCGGGGUACAGGGGCCGCCCGCAGCUGAAGGCGGCGCUGCAGCAGCGCUGCGGCCUCGCCUGGGGCUGCAGCACCAGCAGCAGCAGCAGCAGCAGCAGCAGCAGCAGCAGCAGCAGCAGCAGCAGCGGGAGGAAGCGGAACUUCGGGGCCCCCUGCCCCCUCGGCUGGCAAGAACUUGACUUCCACUUGUGUCGGGGGCCCCCCUCUUUCAUUUCUUCGGAAAAUUGCCCGCGGGAAAUUUCUUUAAAAUCCGAAGAAGACCGCCGGGCCUUUGCUGCGCUUUGCAAAGUCCGCUUUCCCUUCCAAGCGCUCCAGACAGAACUGGCUGCGAAGUGGACUUCGGCUUUGUGUGCCCUGUGGGCUGGACGGACUCCGGCGACGGGCAGCUCUGCCGGGCGCCGCAGAACUACAGGGGCAGCUGUGAGUGGCCUGACCACUGCAGCAACUCGAGGUGACCAGUGGUCACCUGCUGCUGCUGCUGCUGCUGCUGCUGCUGCUGCUGCUGCAGGCGGCCAAGAAGUGGCCUUCGGCGCACUCUCGCAGCAGCAGAAGCUGCAGCAAAUGGCUGCCUGCGACGUCCAGUGGCCCUGCGUUGGAGAGUUCCAAGAAGCAGCAGAACCAGCAGCAGCAGAACCAGCAGCAGCAGAACCAGCAGCAGCAGCAGCAGCAGCAAACGUAAGUCGCACACGGCACCGCCGAGCCACGCAGCGGCGGGCUGUACGUACACCCCACAGACACCUGCAGCAGCAGCAGCAGCAGCAGCAGCAGCAGCAAGACGAAGACGAAUGA
This is a messenger RNA of Eimeria necatrix, 1890 nucleotides long. Its product is annotated as plasmodium falciparum CPW-WPC domain-containing protein, putative. NCBI's taxonomy places the organism in Eukaryota, Apicomplexa, Conoidasida, Eucoccidiorida, Eimeriidae. Bases 1 to 1890 code for a protein of 629 amino acids. The record is from RefSeq and is a predicted model, not a curated record. The transcript has 6 exons.